AUGUUAUUUGUUUUGGCAAUAGAAGGGUUGAAAGCUUUAUUUGAGAAUGCAGUGAACGUGGGUUUGUUAGAUAGUAUUCACAUUGAUGGUUAUGCGAAUCCGAUUUUUAUUCUGCAAUUUGCGGAUGACACAUUACUUUUUUUGCCUAAUAACUUGGUGAUGGUCAGGAAUCUUCUUCGGAUACUCUGUUGUUUAGAGUUGGUUUCUGACCUCCAAAUUAACUACGAAAAAUCUUCUGUUAUUGGUAUUAAUGUGGACGAUAAUUCUUUAUCAGAUGCUGCGGGCUUUCCCCUUUCUCUGAAACCAGUUAAGGCGCCUUCUUGGGAUCCUGUUAUCUCAAACUUUUUGCAGCAACUAGCAGGUUGGAAAGGUAAUCUCUUGUCUCCGGCUGGUAGAUUAGUUUUGGUAAAGUCAGUUUUGAGCAGUUUGCCUGUCUAUUUCCUUUGUUCGUUCUACAUUCCUUGA
Messenger RNA from Mercurialis annua (annual mercury), 465 nucleotides. RefSeq lists its product as uncharacterized. The record is from RefSeq and is a predicted model, not a curated record. Bases 1 to 465 code for a protein of 154 amino acids. The transcript is spliced from 2 exons. Lineage: Eukaryota; Viridiplantae; Streptophyta; Magnoliopsida; Malpighiales; Euphorbiaceae.